UAAAAUCCACUAUCUUUAUUAUCGAGAAUUCGAACAAUGGAGCUUUCAGAUGCCGUUCAAAAUGGGUUAAAGAUGCUGACAGACUCAAAUAGCAGUUCGAAAAUAAUAAAUAAAGCGUUCAACACCAUAAGCAACCCCGGAAAAGAACCCAUUGCUGGUGGUGAACAAUAUGCAUUGACUACCGUGCUUGUACUGGCCUGUAAGCACGAUUAUGAUGACCAACAGCUUCGUCAAUUGCUCGAAACAUACAUCCCAAGUUCCGAUAUUGUCGGUAGGAUCAUAUCAAAAUAUUCAAUAUUCCGAGAUACAUGCACUCCAAAGAAUGCCGAGUACGGUAUAGCACUGCCUCAUGUUACCGAUGCCAAUUGGACACUUCGCUCGGAUUUAUCAUCAUCGAGUUACUCGAUUUUGGCAGGAAAUCUCAGUUUCAGUAUUGAACUGGAGUCAUUAAAUUACGAAACAAACGAAAAGCAACCAGUGGUACGAUUUACCUGCACUCCGGAAGAGCUACAACUAUUCAUAAAUAAACUGAAAGAUAUAGAGCUGAAUUGUGAUAAACUAACGAAACAAUAGUAAAGAUUCUGCAAUACUCUAUAUGAUACUUAACAACUUUAAU
Ochlerotatus camptorhynchus is the source of this 616-nucleotide messenger RNA. Its product is annotated as COMM domain-containing protein 3. The record is from RefSeq and is a predicted model, not a curated record. NCBI's taxonomy places the organism in Eukaryota, Metazoa, Arthropoda, Insecta, Diptera, Culicidae. Gene Ontology annotation, biological process: sodium ion transport. The transcript is spliced from 2 exons. The coding region runs from base 37 to 573 and encodes 178 amino acids.